Molecule: messenger RNA, 1317 nt
Organism: Ascochyta rabiei
Lineage: Eukaryota; Fungi; Ascomycota; Dothideomycetes; Pleosporales; Didymellaceae
Product: Glutathionyl-hydroquinone reductase
Exons: 3
Coding region: 1-1317 (438 amino acids)
Biological process (GO): nucleocytoplasmic transport
Cellular component (GO): nuclear pore
Molecular function (GO): structural constituent of nuclear pore
Source: RefSeq, a predicted model, not a curated record
AUGGCCGGCUUUGGGCGCUCCAACUCGCUGUCCAUCAACACCGGCGGUGGUCUUUUUGGAAACAAUGCCCCGACGGCUGCAGCCUCACAACCACAGAGCAGCGGCGGCCUCUUCGGCUCAACAGCAGCACAACCCGCCCACUCGGGCUCCCUCUUUGGCGCAUCAGCACAGCCGGCACAGUCGUCUCAGCCCGCAAGCGCAAGCGGAGGUCUCUUCGGCAACAUGAACAAGCCCGCAACGCCUGCGCCCGCCACUGGAGGCCUGUUUGCUUCCUCGACCGCCCACUCGUCGCAGCCACCCAGCGGCACUCUUUUCGGUGGCUCCUUGGGCGCUGGCACCCAGCCGCAGCCGCAGCCAAAGCCGUCGCUAUUCCCUGGCUCGACCACCCAGCAACCCAACUCAACCCCGUCUCUGUUCGGCACCAACAGCAACACACAACAGAACCAGUCCACCACAACCCCUUCGCUCUUUGGCUCCACACAGCAGGCCCAGCCACAGCAAAAUACCUCUCUGUUCGGCGCCAUGGCUCCUCCACAACGAACAUCUACGCUGCCUGGCUCAACGCUGGGAGGUGGUCAGAUGGCCGGCAGCACCCAGGCCGUCAACAUCGGCCUGGAGAGCCUACGGGGCACCACGCGCUUCAACGACCUAGCCCCAGAGCUCCAGGCGCAGAUUCAGGCAUUCGAUGAGGGCAUCCAGCGGAAGAUUGGCUACUGCAAUCAGAUUCGCGAGACGCUGCCCAACAGCGAGGCUGAGAUCGCGACCAUUGCGCCCGACGUCGCGUACGUCGAGAGCUUCCUCUCUACAGUCGAGCUCGGCCUGGACAACGAUUCCGCCAGCAUUGCUCACUUGCGAGAGCUUGUCAACAAGGACGCCGCGGAUGCGACGCUGAGUUUCCGCGCCAUCGAGAACCAGCGUCUGCCCGCGCAGUUCCACUACCGCAACGCAACCAACUUGACGGCCUCGAGCACAAAACCCCCGGCGACCGCUGCUCUUGACGAUGACGACCCAACCAAGCCUGUCGAUCUGAUGGGUUACUUCAACCGCCGUACGGGUGAGCUUGGCCGCACACUCGACGUAUACCAGAGACAGAUCCGCGAGAUUGAGGGGCAUCUCCGCACAAUGGAAGUCGGCACGCUCGAAAAGGCACAGCAGUUGACGGGUAGCAGAAGUGCACCGCGCGAUCAGCGCCGUGAAUUGGUCGAAGCGCUGAAGGCCAUCGAGGGCGCAAUCCUCGAUUCGGCCAAGAAGGUGGGACAGGUCCGAGACGAAGUCACAAAACAGACGCUCGGCAAUGUUGGUGCCACGUUGUUAUGA